AUGAGCAAAAAACGGAAGCGUCCCCAGAAAGCUACUGCACCCCAAGAUGACCCGAUCAAGAAACGUCAGAAAACAACUGCUACCUCGGUGACGAUAGAUCAUCCCGUCUUGUCAGCAUACUAUCGUCGGGUAGUCACUUUGAGACAGUAUUUGUUGGAAGAGCUACCAUCAUCCUCCAAGGCACGUCAACGUCGAAUCAAUUCUGCGGGGAAACGGGAUGAGAAUCAACAAUCAGACCCGAAUGCAUCUAUCGCAGCAUCAACCCAGGGCAGUACCGACGGUGGCAAUGAUUUUGGCCGAUUUCUAGAUUCCACUCUUGUGGGACUAUUGCACUCUCCGAGUCCGGCGGAGUUGGAGGCUCGCCAUAGGGAAUAUGCUAUCUUUUCCCAGUCGGAAGAACGAUCUCUUCUUGGUACUGACACAGGACCAUGCAAUCAUCAAUCCGAGAUAGUUGAUUAUGUUAUAUCUCAUCUCUUCAGGCGAAGCACCAAACCUCAGCAUGUGUUGGCCAAUGGUUUCAAUCUUGCGACCCGGCGUCAAAUUGAGGACCAAAGAUUUGGUGCAAUGACGUUCAAUAUCCCCGGAGUCGUGUUGCAGAUACCGAAUCCUCAUGUGAUCGCUUUCAAGACAAGCCCAUGGACCAAUGUGUUGAGUCUCCUGGGUGGUGACGGAGAGGACAUCAUGAGCAAGCUUUUGAUUGACUGCGGGGUGUUCUCUUGUGUUGACGAACAGAAGGGUGUUUACCGUCAAAUCAGUGGUGCCCAUUUAUCUGAGCUAGAGCCAUUGAAAUUGGAGGGCGAAUCGUGUCUAGGUCAAGGACCUAGAACCGGUCAGGUCAAAACUAUUCCCAAGGUGCCCAACAAGCCAGCAGGCGUACUUCACCAGCCAAACAGUAUCGUCUUCGUCCGCCGUCGAAUGCUUUAUGCUCGUCCCGCAAUCAAUUCAAAGGGAGGCGUAAGGUUUGGGCUUCGACAUAUUCAUGUUUUGAAUCGGUUUCCGAACUCGAGCAAUCUUGCGGAAACGGUCCAUGUGAUGAAGUACAUAUUUCCCCGUCAGUUUGGGCUACACAAUGUGUUCACAUCUGUAGUCGACUCUCGAGAGACAGUACAACCAUUUAAAGACUAUACCCUGAGAGAAGAAGAAAUUGCGCGUUCGAAAGUUGCACAAAGAUCUCGAUUCCAAUCAGUGAGACCCAAGAUACCAAAACGACUUCGAGGAAGUCCGCUACAAUUGGUACAAAGAUUGCAGAAACGAAGCCAGACAUGUUCUUACACCGAGUUACUGAGACACUAUUGCCCAGAGUCUGAAACUGGGCCAGCUAAACUUGGCUCCGCGCCAUCCUCAACACCGGAGAAUAAUUCACAACAGUUUGUGACCCAGAUCAUCCCAAGUCGUCCACCACCAAGCCCACCAAAAGGAGCAGAGUGCAAAUUGUCAGGAGCGACAGGCCCCGCUACUGAACGAAAUGACAACAUCUCGCGGAAAGUUUGUCUUCUAGACUACGCCACACCGACUUCAUCUGUCUCUGCGUUUUGUCGCGCGACGCUACGAAAACUGAUCCCACGGGAGUUCUUUGGCGAAGGUGAAGACGGGAUAUCGAACCAGCAGGCAUUCAUGCAUCAAGUUGAUCGAUUCAUUCGGAUAAGUCGAUUUGAAAGUCUUUCACUCCAUGAGGUUUGCAACAAUUUCAAGAUUUCCUCUUUGCGGUGGCUAGAACCACCAUCGGUUACGUUGUCCAACGGCCAGCAUAUUGCUCUAUCCGAUUUUCGUAAACGAACUGAAAUCCUACACGAAUUUGUUUAUUACGUUUUUGACUCACUACUCAUACCUUUGAUUCGCACCAACUUCUACGUGACAGAAUCUCAGGUCCACAAGAAUAGACUGUUCUAUUUCCGGCAUGAUGUAUGGCGAAGCUUGAUUGAAAAGCCCUUGGCUGACAUAAAAUAUUCCAUGUUCGAGGAGAUUAAACGCGACAAAGUCAGCCGGGUACUGCAAUCUAAGCAAUUAUCAUGGAGCGCUGUACGGUUGCUACCGAAAGCCACUGGAGCUCGUCCGAUCAUCAACCUUCGACGACGAGUUGCAAAGCAUAUUGGCAACCGUUCGUAUCUCGGCCCCAGCACCAACUCCAUCAUGACACCGGUUUUUAAUAUGCUUCACUACGAAAAGGAUCGCAUGCCUGAAUUACUUGGUUCGUCCAUGUUCUCAGUCAGUGACAUGUAUCCACGUUUGAAGACAUUCAAGGAUCGACUGAUACAUUCUGAGAGCGAGAGCUAUCGAAACGGGAAGCUUUAUUUCGUCAAGCUGGACAUCCAAUCGUGCUUCGACACAAUCCCGCAGGAGCGUCUUGUACCGCUUAUUGAGAGUCUUGUCUCUCAGGAGAUGUAUCAUAUCUCAAAGCAUGUAGAGAUCAGACCAGGAGAUAGUAUCAACAACAGCAAGGGUUCGUCACAUAAGUUCGGAACAGCUCAAAAGCCGAUGGCCAAACCGAUCCGCAAAUUUCUCAGUAAGGCCAAACCACUGAGCGAGAUACGGAACAUUCCUGCGAGAUCUACAGAUAGGGUCAAAGCUUUACGCAGAAACACGAUCCAGGUAGAUACAGCAACCUCCAAGAAUCACAGUGGAAAUGCGCUACUCGAUCUUCUGAGCGAACAUGUCCGCAAGAAUCUUGUCAAGAUCGGCAAGAAAUACUUCUAUCAAAAGAAUGGAAUACCCCAAGGUUCUGUCUUGUCUAGCUUGCUCUGCAACUUUUUUUAUGGACAGCUUGAGCGGCAAGUGCUGGAUUUUCUCCAAGACGACGAAACACUUCUAUUACGACUUAUAGACGACUUCCUGCUGAUAACGACUCGACCGGAGCUCGCCAAAAAAUUUCUAGGAGUCAUGUUGAGCGGUCAGCCGGAAUAUGGCAUCACAGUCAAUGCUAGCAAGAGCCUCGUCAAUUUCGAAGCUACCAUAAAUGGGACGAAGAUGCCUCGCUUGGAGGGUACUAGUUUUCCGUACUGUGGCAACCUCAUCGACACGCAUACAUUGAAUAUACAGAAAGACCGAGACUAUAGUUGCGGUGGGCAGGUUAAUGUCGCAGAUACGCUUACAGUGGAAUCCAGUCGACUUCCCGGCCAGGCUUUCCAUCGCAAGGUUCUAUCCUCAUUUCGGCUUCAGACUCAUAACAUGUUUUUGGACACUAGACACAACAGUCUGCGAAGUGUUUUGGUGGGCAUAUAUUCGAACUUUGUGGAGACGGCCAUCAAGAUGUAUCGAUAUAUCAAGACAUUGCCACCACGUCAACGCCCUUCACAAGAGCUCGUUCUCCAAACUAUCCGAGACCUGAUUCAGUUUGCAAACAAACUUAUUCAGUCCAAGCGUUUGAAAACCAAUUCAGAGUCCGCUGCUGAAGUUACUAGCGCCAGUGAAGAAACGCUUCAGACUUCUACACUCAAGUUUCAAUGCGCGGUCUCACCCAGUCAGAUAGAUUACCUAGGCGCAGCGGCUUUUCGGCAUGUCCUGACUCGAAAACAGACAAGCUAUGGAUCUACCAUACAAGGACUCCAGCAAAUCAUAACGCGUACUAAACCGCGAACAGAUAAAGAACUUAUUCGUAUGCGAUGGAUCACGGGAGAAGCGAACAAAAUGUUUGAUAAUUGGAGAUAUUGA
This is a messenger RNA of Talaromyces amestolkiae, 3648 nucleotides long. RefSeq lists its product as uncharacterized. Lineage: Eukaryota; Fungi; Ascomycota; Eurotiomycetes; Eurotiales; Trichocomaceae. Gene Ontology annotation, biological process: telomere maintenance via telomerase. Gene Ontology annotation, cellular component: telomerase catalytic core complex. The record is from RefSeq and is a predicted model, not a curated record. Gene Ontology annotation, molecular function: telomeric repeat DNA binding; telomerase RNA binding. Bases 1 to 3648 code for a protein of 1215 amino acids. The transcript has 6 exons.